GGUAUGCGCCACAACCUUCGAGAUUAUCAUCAUUAUCAGGUCAAAUCAAUGUCAACAUGGCGUAGCGUGGUGUCGCAAGACGACUAGACCCACAAUGGAAAUUGCCACGUAAGACUAAAUUGUCGCCUACGUUCUGUUUGCACUGGCUGACGUAACGCACCCGUCAAAUUGCCCGAACUAUGCCGGCCGGCAAGCAAGGAAGCUGGCAAAGCAAGCACCUCAAGGUCCUAGCAUAGAAGACGUGGGGCAUUAACUGCAUCCACGUGUGGCAUGGGACAUAACCGGCUGUGUCUGAAGUACUGAUGGGCUCCAGCGAUGAUGUACGGCAGUGUCCCCUUCUCUGGAAGGCACGCGAGCAGGCUGUAGCUCACCAGUGUUGACCGAGAAGAGGUGGCCAUGUUGUUGAACAAAUGGAUCGCGAUAGCACUACUCAUGCUGUCGUGGCCUGCGCUCGUCUGGGGACAUCAAAAGCCACACGUUGUCGUCAUCAUGGUUGAAAGUUUGGGUUGGGCUGACGUCGGCUUCCACGGUUCGCGCCAAAUGCGCACGCCCAACAUCGACGCCCUGGCGGCGGACGGCGUCAUCCUCAACAAGUACUACACCCCACCUUCCGGUGUGGCCUCGAGGAUUGGCCUCCUCACCGGGGUGUAUCCUUUCCGAGCAGGUAUAACAAGAACGAUCCAUCCUUCGCAACCGACUGCGCUCCCCACGCUCUUCACGACGCUUCCGAUGUUCCUGAAGAAUUUGGGCUACGCUACGCACUUCGUCGGAGUCUGGAGCCUGGGAUUCUUCAAGGACGAGUUCACACCCGAGAACCGCGGUUUCGACACGGCCUUCGCGAAGUGGAGCGGACCGGGGGACUACUGGACCCACGUGUCGUCAGAUCGGAAGUACGACUACUUUCACGGGUACGACCUGCGGCUGAAUCGGGAGGUGCUGUGGAACAAGACGGGCACGUACGCGACCCGCGUCUUCACGGAAAGGGCAACGGAAAUCAUCGCGCACCAUGACAAGUCGAAGCCUCUGUUCAUGCUGGUUGCUCAUCAAGGUGUCCAGGCAGCGAACGACUACGGUUCGGUUCAGUGUCCACCCGAGCACCUCGAAUCAUUCGCGCCCAUCGCACAUCGAAAAAGGGUCCUACUGGCCGGCGGGGAUACGAAGAUUUUAGGAGACCUGGCCGACUUCGACUCGUACAACCAAUGGCCGAUGAUCAGCAAGAACCUCGUCUCACCGAGGAAGUCCAUCAUCCACCGCUUUGACCUGGCCGGCCAAAAUUUCGUGAUCCUUCUCGGUCAAUACAAGGGCUUCAUCGCCAAGCACCGCAGCGUCAACUGGGAGAGGAAGUCGAAGUGGUUCUCAGUUGUGGGUCUUGAGCUCAAGGAAUCGUCAAAUUUCGAGAAACGCGUCUCCUCCGGCGAGACCUACAAGGUACUUCAACAGCUUCGUGGCAAAGGCUUCACGCUGACAGACCCCACACAAAGGGGCUCUUUACUGAACUGUAAGCCCAUUGCGAAUCCCAGAGGUUGCCACAUUGGGCGUGGUCCGUGCCUGUUCGACCUGGCCAAGGACCCUUGCGAGCAAGAUAAUGUCGUCGACAAACACCCCGCUGUAGUGGCGAAUAUGAAGCAGACCAUCAUAUACGGCGACAGCUUCGUUCCCUGGGAGAACGAGAAGAUGGGGGACUCGGACGCCAACCCGGGGCUGUUCGGCGGUGUGUGGGUUCCAUGGCGGAGCCCGCCGCACAGCCAAUACAACCAGAACAAGCGCUCCCAGGACUGUCACUUCGACUGCUAAACGGCGAGCUCUGCGUUGCGCUUCACAGUCAUUUACGUCAAUACGGCUGCCCUAUCCGGCUGUUAGAAGGUGGUUUUAAAAAUUCUA
Molecule: messenger RNA, 1881 nt
Organism: Dermacentor silvarum
Lineage: Eukaryota; Metazoa; Arthropoda; Arachnida; Ixodida; Ixodidae
Product: arylsulfatase B
Exons: 9
Coding region: 397-1794 (465 amino acids)
Source: RefSeq, a predicted model, not a curated record